AUGUCGUCUGCUUUGCCCCCUCCCAAAGAUCUCUCUCACCACUUCUCCCGCAAUGCCAAGAAUCGGCAGCCCAGCUCUAUAAAGGACUUUUAUAAGUACUUCACCAUACCAGGCAUUGGAAAUCUUGCUGGUGGCCUUCCCAACAACCAUUAUUUUCCAUACGACACACUUGAAGCAUCUGUUGCGCUACCAGAUCGAUGGAAACCCACGCCGAACGAUCCGAUAGGUCCUCCCAAUGACAGUCUCAAGAAGCUCAAACUCUCCGAAGAUGUCAGUGCAUCACGAAUAUUGGUUCCUCACCAGUCUUCUGCCUCCAACAUACUCCGCAAGAUAGACCUGGAUAGUGCAUUACAGUAUGGAACUGCCCAAGGCUAUCCUCCCCUUUACAGCUUCGUUCGACAAUUCACUCGAGAAAAUCUUCAUCCCAACGUCCCGUAUAAGGACGGCGUCGAAGUUGUCCUGACUAACGGAUCGACAGACGGCUUUUCCAAGUCAAUGGAAGCAUUCAGCAAUAUAUGGGAUGUCGAAAAAGACUCGAUCAGAGAGAGAGAAGGCAUACUAUGCGAAGAGUUUGCAUACAUGAAUGCAAUCCAGGCAGCAAGACCGAGAGGUCUGAAUGUUGUCCCAGUGGCUGUAGACGAUGAAGGCAUGUUGGCAACCGGAAAGGACGGGUUGGCGGAUGUCCUCGAAAACUGGGACAAGGACACGGGAAAGCGGCCCCAUCUGAUGUAUACGGUGACUAUGGGACAAAAUCCAACCUCGGGGCUGCUAUCAUUGGCUCGCCGCAAAGAAAUCUAUGCGCUUUGCCAGAAGUAUGAUAUCAUUAUCAUCGAGGACGAUCCGUACUGGUACCUUCAAUAUCCCUCCGCCAAUGUCAUGUCUCUCAGAGCCCGAGGAACACGCGUUUCUGAGAAUCACCCAACCAACACCCAACCCCAGAACUAUAAUGCCGGUCAGCCAAAACCUACCUCCGGCUAUGCCUUUCUCGAUUCCCUCGUUCCUAGUUAUCUUCACGUGGACACCGACGGGCGUGUUGUUCGUCUCGACACGUUCUCCAAAACCGUUGCCCCUGGCUGCCGACUUGGGUGGAUCACUGCUCAGCCGUUGUUCAUCGAGAGGCUUCUGCGCAUCACUGAGACUUCCACCCAACAACCAUCUGGCUUUGUGCAGUCACUGAUCGCAGAAUUAGUCAUAGGCCCACUAAAACCAUCUGACGGCGGUCGUGGUGGUGGCAAGGAUGGCACGGGAUGGAAUAUGGAUGGAUGGGUGAGGUGGCUGGAAGGGCUACGUGGCAACUACGAAAGAAGAAUGCAGAAGAUGUCGUCGAUUCUCGAGGAUGGCAAGUAUACAAUUCAGACGUCAAUCCGGCAGAGAUCGAACCAGGACGGCGCUUUUGAUUUACAGGAUGAAGAAUUUCAGAUUGUUUCGAAGGUUCAAAUGUAUGAUUUCACAUAUCCAAUGGCUGGUAUGUUCUUGUGGAUGCACAUCCAAUUUCAGACACACCCUCUCUUCAGCAAAGUCGAUCAUCAACGACUAUCAAAGGCAUUAUGGGUCUAUCUAACCACUGAACCGUAUCGUGUCCUUGUCGCUCCAGGUCUGAUAUUCAGCCCUACAGAGCAGCUGAGGGAAGAAAAGGCUUGGCAGUACUUCAGAAUCUGCUUUGCUGCUGUCGAUGAUGACGUACUGGAGAAGCAUACUCUUGCUACCGUGGAAGCUUUCAAGGAUUUCUGGACAAAGAAGGAGAGUGAUAUUGACCACAUCCUUAAUGACGAGGAUGUUAGCAUCAGAGAAGCCAUGGGUAGUCAAGUCGGCCAAUUCUGGGGGCCAUGUUGA
Messenger RNA from Endocarpon pusillum Z07020, 1833 nucleotides. RefSeq lists its product as uncharacterized. Lineage: Eukaryota; Fungi; Ascomycota; Eurotiomycetes; Verrucariales; Verrucariaceae. The record is from RefSeq and is a predicted model, not a curated record. The transcript has 3 exons. Gene Ontology annotation, molecular function: pyridoxal phosphate binding; transaminase activity. Gene Ontology annotation, biological process: biosynthetic process. Bases 1 to 1833 code for a protein of 610 amino acids.